GUUUACAGACCUGCGUUUACUUACAGUGCUCCAGUAACUAAAACCAGAAAAAAGCGAAAAUUCUUUCCAACCAGUACCAUCCUGCCAGUAUCCAAACCGGUCAGCCUGCCAUCUGAGAACCCGCCCUCCGUGGUUCAGCCUGGUGCCUCGGCACCCGCAAUUCAGCCUGAUACGAUCCAAUGCCUGAUGACCCAGUGCCCGCUGUCAUGCCUGCUGACCCGAUGCCCACUGUCUAGCCAGAUGACUCGGUGCCUGCUGUCGAGCCAGAUGACCUGAUGCCUGAUGACCCGAUGCCUGCUGU
This is a messenger RNA of Staurois parvus, 301 nucleotides long. Lineage: Eukaryota; Metazoa; Chordata; Amphibia; Anura; Ranidae. The record is from the annotation of a GenBank genome assembly.